AUGGCUUCCGUCACCGACGACCCUGCCUCCUCUGCGUCCUGCGGCCCACUCUCGGCGGAGGAGAUUGCUGCGCUCGCCGCCGACUUCCCGCACUUUGAGCACGCCUUUGUGUACGGCUCUGCGCUCGUGGCGCCAGCCUCCGGCAGCAUCCCGAUGACGGACCUUGUCUUUGCGGUGCGCGAGGCAGAGGCGUGGCACGCGCUCAACCUCGAGAAGCACGCAGCCCACUACUCGCCGCUCGGGAUGCUCGGGCCGCGCGCCGUCGCGGCGGUGCAGGAGCGGGCGGGCGCGGGCGUCUACUACAACGCGUAUGUGCCGUGGCGCGGCCGGAGGAUCAAGUACGGCGUCGUGAGCGUCAGUGCGCUGCUCGACGACCUCCGUUGCUGGCGGAGCCUCUACCUCGCCGGCCGGAUGCACAAGCCGGUGCAGACCGUCAAGUCCGACCCGCUCGCGGCCGAGGCGAACCUUGCAUCGGCCGCCGCCGCCGCGCUGCUGAUGCAGCCGCCCGAGGGCGCGCUGCUGCGCGACAUCUGCUCGCUCUCCUACACCGGCGACCCGCGCCAGGCGUCGCGGCCGAGCGAGCUUACCGCGACGCACCUUGAGACGCUGCGGCGCAUGACGCCGGCCACGGAGCGUCUCGGAGCCUUCUCCCGCCCAGGCGCUCCCGCUCUGCGCGCGGGAGGAGCUCGGCGUGACGCUGCGGCGCUGGUCGCCGUCCGUAGAUGCGCAAUCGGAUCGCGCGGAGAGCGGCCGGGGAAGGCGCUGCGCUUUGCUGUGCACGCGGCGGAACGGCUCUACGCCGAGGCGGGCGGGGCGCAGGAGGGGGCGGCGCGGCUGGGCGAGGCGGUGCGCGCGUCCCUCGGCCGGCUCGUGUCGCGCUCGAGCACGCCGCAGACCGUCAAGGGAUUCCUCACGGGCGGCGCGGUGACGACCGCGAGGUAUGUGGGCGCCAAGCUUGCGAAGCGGCUCGUGCGCAAGUAG
Messenger RNA from Emiliania huxleyi CCMP1516, 981 nucleotides. Its product is annotated as putative Mmp 37, mitochondrial import protein. NCBI's taxonomy places the organism in Eukaryota, Haptophyta, Isochrysidales, Noelaerhabdaceae. The coding region runs from base 1 to 981 and encodes 326 amino acids. Gene Ontology annotation, biological process: CDP-diacylglycerol biosynthetic process; cardiolipin biosynthetic process. The record is from RefSeq and is a predicted model, not a curated record. Gene Ontology annotation, cellular component: mitochondrion. Gene Ontology annotation, molecular function: phosphatidate cytidylyltransferase activity. The transcript is spliced from 7 exons.